CUGCAACAGAGUCAAGAAACAGACGAACGCGGCUUCCGUUAUUCCUACGAAACUUCUAACGCUAUUCGUGCUGAAGAAGUCGGGGAUGGCUCACAAAGACAUGGCGGCUUCUCCUACACGGGCGAUGACGGCAAACUUUACUCCAUAACAUACACAGCGGGAGUGGGUGGCUUCAGGCCACAAGGUGCUCAUCUUCCAGUCGCACCUCCAAUUCCUGAAGCCAUUCUUUUGGCUUUGGAACAAAAUACUAGAGAUGAGGCUGCUGGAAUCUUCGAUGAUGAUAAUUGA
Molecule: messenger RNA, 288 nt
Organism: Parnassius mnemosyne (clouded apollo)
Lineage: Eukaryota; Metazoa; Arthropoda; Insecta; Lepidoptera; Papilionidae
Source: the annotation of a GenBank genome assembly